CACCGUAGGCGCAGCGCUUCCGGUGUGCGGCCGGAUGACGUGGCUGGGGCAGCGGAAACAGCGUCUCGUCGGCAGCGGCUGGGUCGGGUCCGGGUCCGGGUCCGGGCCGGGCAGAGCGAGGGCGGCUCGCGGGUAGCCUGGUGCUUGCGGUGGUGACGCGGAGGAGGCCGGCGGGGAGGAUGGAGCUGCCCAGGCUGCUGCUGUGCGCGGCGUCCGCCGCGCUGCUGCUGUUGCGGGCCCGGGCCGACGAGCACGAGCACACGUACCAAGAUAAAGAAGAAGUCGUUCUUUGGAUGAAUACAGUAGGACCUUACCACAAUCGCCAAGAGACAUACAAAUACUUCUCUCUUCCCUUCUGCGUGGGAUCAAAAAAAAGCAUCAGUCAUUAUCAUGAAACACUAGGAGAAGCACUUCAAGGAGUUGAAUUGGAAUUUAGUGGUCUGGACAUUAAAUUUAAAGAUGAUGUAAUGCAGACCACAUACUGUGAAAUUGACUUGGACAAAGCAAAGAGAGAUGCAUUUGUGUAUGCCAUCAAAAAUCACUAUUGGUAUCAGAUGUAUAUUGAUGACUUGCCAAUAUGGGGUAUUGUUGGUGAAGCAGAUGAAAAUGGGGAAGACUAUUAUCUUUGGACCUACAAAAAACUUGAAAUUGGUUUUAAUGGAAAUAGAAUUGUGGAUGUGAAUCUGACAAGUGAAGGAAAGGUCAAAUUGGUUCCAAAUACCAAAAUCCAAAUGUCAUAUUCAGUGAAAUGGAAAAAAUCAGAUGUGAAGUUUGAAGAUCGAUUUGACAAGUACCUUGACCCAUCUUUCUUUCAACACAGAAUUCACUGGUUUUCAAUUUUCAAUUCCUUCAUGAUGGUCAUCUUUCUGGUGGGUUUAGUGUCUAUGAUAUUAAUGAGAACAUUGCGAAAAGAUUAUGCACGAUAUAGCAAAGAAGAAGAAAUGGAUGAUAUGGACAGAGAUCUGGGUGAUGAAUAUGGGUGGAAACAGGUCCAUGGCGAUGUUUUUAGACCAUCCAGUCAUCCUUUAAUAUUUUCAUCGCUUAUUGGCUCUGGUUGCCAAAUCUUUGCAGUUUCUUUCAUAGUUAUCAUUGUUGCAAUGAUAGAGGAUUUAUACACAGAGCGAGGAUCAAUGCUUAGUACAGCUAUAUUUGUUUAUGCUGCAACAUCCCCAGUGAAUGGAUAUUUUGGAGGAAGCCUUUAUGCUAGACAAGGAGGAAGGCGAUGGAUAAAGCAAAUGUUCAUUGGGGCUUUCCUUAUUCCAGCGAUGGUGUGUGGCACUGCCUUCUUCAUUAACUUCAUUGCCAUCUAUUAUCAUGCUUCACGGGCUAUUCCCUUUGGAACAAUGGUGGCAGUAUGCUGUAUCUGUUUCUUUGUUAUUCUUCCAUUGAACCUUGUUGGUACAAUUCUUGGCCGAAAUCUGUCGGGCCAGCCCAACUUUCCUUGUCGUGUCAAUGCUGUGCCUCGUCCGAUACCGGAGAAAAAAUGGUUCAUGGAACCAGCUGUUAUUGUUUGCCUAGGUGGAAUCCUCCCUUUUGGAUCAAUUUUCAUUGAAAUGUAUUUUAUUUUCACUUCAUUCUGGGCUUACAAGAUCUACUAUGUUUAUGGCUUCAUGAUGUUGGUGCUGGUUAUCCUCUGCAUUGUGACAGUCUGUGUGACCAUUGUAUGUACGUACUUUCUGCUAAAUGCAGAGGAUUAUAGGUGGCAAUGGACGAGCUUUCUUUCUGCUGCAUCCACUGCAAUCUAUGUUUACAUGUAUUCCUUUUACUACUACUUUUUCAAAACAAAAAUGUAUGGCUUGUUUCAAACAUCAUUUUACUUUGGUUAUAUGGCGGUAUUUAGCACAGCCUUGGGGAUAAUGUGUGGAGCGAUUGGUUACAUGGGAACAAGUGCCUUUGUUCGUAAAAUCUACACUAAUGUGAAAAUUGACUAAGGAAAUAAGAAAACUGAACUAUGGAUCAGUUACUGUUUUCAAUGGGGGAUGAACUUGCACAACAAAAAGCGCAAGAAGAGAGUUGGGUUUUAACACUGGGCCUCGCGUGGGUCUCCAUUUUGUGGAUGGCUUAAAGUAACAUCUAUUUUCAUUGAUCCUAGAUUCUUACUGACUGCUUUCUCCAACUGUUCACAGCAAAUGCUUGGAUUAUAUGCAGUAGGCAUUACUACAGUACAUGGCUAAUCUUCCCAAAAAAACCUAGCUCAUUAAAGAUGAAUAGGCUAGCUCUCUUCAGUGAAGAGGACAAACAGUUUAUUUCAAGAAUUUGUUCCAUUCAGUAAAAAGAGGGAAACUUGGCUGCUAAAACUGCUUGAUUAGUAGUCUUCCUGGUACUUAACAUUUCUAAAUUAUCUAAAAAUGCUGUUCCAGAAAGAUUACUUUUCUCGUUUUCACUGCCAUUGUCAGAUAGAAGUAUGUUUUGUAUUUUGACUUUGGGUGCUUCUUUUGGUUCAUUUGCAGUAUCAACUAUCCCUACACCCAUUUGUCUAAAAAAUAAUUUUAAAAAUAUAUUAAACUCACUUGCAUGUAAUAUAUCAGCGAUCAUUCUAGUUGGACCAACUUCCCAUUUAUUUAUCUUUAAAGUAAUAUCCAGCUAAAUCUUAAAACCAUCCAAAGAAGAUACAGUCUGAAGACAGUGCAAUUUACUGUACAGUUAGAAAGCAAAAUGUUAAAUGAAGAGGAUGCUGUUUGUUUUUAUUAAAAGUUUUGAGGUCUAGAUUAAAACAAAACCAACAUUUUAACUGAAUGUCUAAAGUGAUUCUCCUUUUUUUUCAAAGUUAGUCUUUUUUUUGGUUUGGGUUUGAAUGAAGGCUUUCCUUAAGACAUUAUAAAGUGGUAAUAAGUGUAUAUAACAUUAAAUAAUGUAACUUAGGUGUAGAUCCCAAAUGUAUUUGGAUGUACAGAUUUACUACAGAGUACUUUUUUCUGAUGAUUCGGUGUACAAAUGUGUGAAUUUGGGUGGCUUUUUACAUCUUGCCUGCCAUUGCAUGAAACGUUGGGGUUUCCUCACAAUGUGUGUAUGUCCUACUUUCUGGUCUGUUUCCUUUCUGAAGGUCUUACAGGAGUUACGUUUGUAAUUUAGAACAUUUUAAUUUUUGUUUAAUCCUAUCUGGACACUUGUGUAACAUCUAAAGCACAGUUGCUUUAGAGUGUUCAGAAAACUAAAAUAAACUUUUCAGACAAAAAUGUUCUGAUUGUGAAAAUAGAUGAAUUUGCAGUUGAAAAUGUCUGUUUAAAAAGGCAAGGCUAUUGAAUGCCACUUUCUGUAUACAGUAUUACAUUGCUUUUCAAAUAUCGAAAACCCACGCUUCAAAGUCUGAGAAAGUUUGCCUACAUCCAGGCUAUACAGUACAGUUCCAAAGAUGGCCAGCUGAGAAAGAUCCUUCUUGACUGAAAUGUUUAUGGGGAAAUCUGUUGAUUCAAUUAGUAUACUGGGGAGAAGAAAUGAGGAGCACUAAUAUAAACGGGCAAAUAAAGGUUAAGAUUUUCUAAGACAAA
Molecule: messenger RNA, 3488 nt
Organism: Chrysemys picta bellii (western painted turtle)
Lineage: Eukaryota; Metazoa; Chordata; Testudines; Emydidae
Gene: TM9SF3
Product: transmembrane 9 superfamily member 3
Biological process (GO): protein localization to membrane
Cellular component (GO): membrane
Source: RefSeq, a predicted model, not a curated record